AUGCAUGUGUACACCCGGAUUCUAGACCUCCCCUUAACCCCGCAAGAGGGGCGUUCUCUGCCGCUGCGUGCUGACGCCGCCGAUCUGCAGCUGCACAGAACAGACAAGAAGAGGGCUGCAGCCGCUCGUAGGAAGUUGGCGGCGACUGCGGAUGCUGCCACCCCACAUGCCGAGUGUCUUUUGCCCAAGUACUCGGUUCGAGCAGGUACAGAUACAGACGAAAGCGAAGAUGGCACCGCUUUCUGCUCACAACAGCGCCACAUGCUGCAGCAGCAGCGCGCGUUCAGCAGCAGCACGGCAGCAGCUGAGUCUCUGGCGGGCGUCAUCCAAAAAGAAAUUGCCCACGAAAAGUCGCAGUACGAAGCAGACAGUCAGCUCAAGAGCUUCCUCGAGAGCAACAAGUGGCAGUUGGAAGAUAAGGAAAACGACGUGCUCGUUACGCUCACGAAGGAAGUGGACGGGCGCAAGGUAAUCGUCGAAUUCUCCUGCAUCCAGCCCUCUGGCGGAGACGAGGAGGAGACGAUUCCAGAAGCCUCCGACUUCACCGUCUCGGUUCAGAACCCUCAGGGCAGUGGUUUGCUCUUCUACUGCUCGACAACGAAUGAAGACGAGGCUGCAAGGUUCUGCAUUGGUCAGGUUCGAUACUUUUCUGACGCCAGCAGCAAGGAUUCUCUUGCUGAGUAUCCUGGUCCUUACUUCGAGGAUCUGGAUGAUUCGUUCCAACAAGGGCUAGACUCGUGGCUAAGCGCUCUAGGCAUUGACGGGGAACUCUGCGACUUCAUCGAUCGCUUUGCUGCUGACAAAGAGAAUCGGGAGUACAUUGCGUGGCUAAACAAAUUGCAAGGCUUCAUCAGCAAAGCCUAG
This is a messenger RNA of Cyclospora cayetanensis, 864 nucleotides long. RefSeq lists its product as uncharacterized. Gene Ontology annotation, cellular component: mitochondrial matrix. The transcript has 6 exons. The coding region runs from base 1 to 864 and encodes 287 amino acids. The record is from RefSeq and is a predicted model, not a curated record. NCBI's taxonomy places the organism in Eukaryota, Apicomplexa, Conoidasida, Eucoccidiorida, Eimeriidae.